Messenger RNA from Thunnus maccoyii (southern bluefin tuna), 4272 nucleotides. It is a transcript of the gene ifngr2, whose product is annotated as interferon gamma receptor 2. The record is from RefSeq and is a predicted model, not a curated record. Lineage: Eukaryota; Metazoa; Chordata; Actinopteri; Scombriformes; Scombridae. Gene Ontology annotation, molecular function: protein binding. The transcript has 7 exons. The coding region runs from base 156 to 1004 and encodes 282 amino acids.
ACACUCAGAGGGGGCGGACGUAAGUUCCCGAUUGUAUUCCCAGACGGGUUUUGGGGAAGUGACAUAGAUGUCAGUGAAUGCGUGAAUAGUUCUUCAGCAAACGGAUUAUGGCUGCAAAGGAGAGAAGUCUGUUAAUGUGAAAUGACGUUUUCACAAUGGUUAUCCUCUUGCUCUUGUUUAACGUCGUCCGAGCACUGCCUGAGUCACUGCCGCCGCCGCAUGUUGACAACUGGCAGCUGACUUGGACUCCUGGCACCCAGGACAGAAACGUGAGCUACAGCGUCCAGUACAGUACAAGCUUUAGGGACAAAAAGCCAGUGUGGGAAAACGUGGAAGACUGUGUCCAGACGUCUUUGAAUUCCUGUAAUGUCAGUUUCACCAAAGCUAAAGAAAGUGAUGGCUGCGUGAUGCUGCGAGUGCAAGCAAUGAGAGACGAGCAGGCGUCAGAACAAGAUGCUUGUAGCACACACAGUGACUCCUGUACCCCUGAAGUCAAUCUGACGGCACAUACCGGGUCCCUCACUGUAGUUCUGAUCAGGGAGCACAGUCUGUACAGGGAAUAUGCAGAAGGUGUAAAUCAAAGGAUUUACUUUGGAAAGGAGGGAGAGCCCCUAGAGGAGUACGGAGAUUUUUUUGCCUCACACACCAUCGACAACCUGGAGCCGGGACAACGUUACUGUGUAAGAGUACAGUACGUUCGUUUGGAUAGACCCAUCGGACUGAGCACCUGCCCGCAGUGUGAGGUCAUCCCUCCGUCAAGGUUAAAACAGUCGAAUAUAAUAGUAGCUGUUGUGGUCAGCGUCGCCGUCUUGAUUGCUCUGGUAACGGCCAUUGUGUACAUCCUCAUCGUCAAACUUGAGAAAAUCAAACGGUGGCUGCAACUUCCGAUGAGGGUACCACCUGACUUCCAUGAUCGAUUUAACGGCCCGAGCAUUCCCAUCUACAUCAGAACCCCCACCGAGGAGGUUUUUGAUACCAUCUCUGACAUGAUCCCGAACAAGUGAAGGCUGCUGACCUUCUUCUGCGUGAAACUUCCUCUUUCUGUUCUGCUCAACAUGGGCAUCAACUUCCUCCUGAAGACAGACAGAGAGAGUCUGAGAGGAAUUUGAACUCAGCAUAACUGAGGACUUCAUGAUUCUCGUUUUAGCCUCAUUUGAUCGACAUUUCAUUUGCUGUCCAGGAGAGAAAGCCCCCACUUUGAAUUGGUUUCAUACGGCUGGAAACUUCCAAGGAAAAAGUAACGUUUGCACUAAAGGUUUCUGUCUAUCUGUAAAGCACUUUUCAUUUCCCAGAGAAGAAUUUGUAAAAGUUGUGUUUGUGUCCCUACAGUAUGCCAACUCAAAUAACAAAGUGCCCUUUGCCCUGUUGACUUCCAUUUUGGAAGGCCACGGUCAACUCAAGUCUGUCUGAAAAUAAUAAUCGGGUCCCAAUAAGAACACUGAAACACUGUUUUUUCUUGCUGUAAUCAUUCCUCCUGUUCAUACAGACCAUUACAGUCCUCCCUCCAAGCAAAAACUGUAUUUAAAGGUUUAUUUGAACUGAGUCUGAGUCAGUUAAAUCAAGUGAAAAUCCUCCAAAGUUAAAACAUCCCCUUGAUUGGACUCAUUUGAACGGAUGAAACGAGGGCUUUGGAUUACGAACAGAAGGAUUAUCAGCACCGAUCUCCACUGAUGGGAUAUGAUUCACUUCACAAAGUCAGUUACAUCAGAUAAAUCCCAAUGUGGUAAAAAUAUCUUCUACACUCAAGGAGUGAGCAGUACUUUAGCUGUCUCGAACAAUACAGGCUGAAAUGUAAAUACAUUGCUGCAUUAUGACGCAUCUACGGGCUGCAGUGCGUGCAAAGGCUUCAUCACGAUCCUCACUGUUUAAAAUAAACGCUCUCAUACAUCCUCUCUGAUGAUCAGACAGCAGAAAGUGAAAGUCCUGCUCACUGAUUCAUCUGCACUGAUAUCUCUAGCUACCCGGCAGGCUGAAUUCAGUAGAAUCUGCACGCUUCCACUACUCGUAGUCAGAGAUAAUAUCUCAUUAACAAACUAACAGAGCUCAGAUCGGUGUGCAGAGUCUCUUCCUCUCAUUGGUGAGAUCUGUUGAUGCACAACAAGAUAAGCCAGAGUCGGUUUAUCAAACUGAGUUGCGACAGUCUUGAGUUGUGACUCAAAGUAAAGUAAGCAUCUUACACAUUUAACUGAACCACUGCAGACACACGUUUAUUAAGAAAAUCCAAAUAUCAGCAUUUUAAGAAUCUACAUCAGAUCAUUCUAAUAAAAAAUGUGAUUCCUCUGAUUGUUUUUUUUUUUUAAUCCAGCCACAAUUAAUGUUAAAUCUUUCUUGGUUACAGCAAGUAAAACCUCUUUCAUAUGUUCACAUGUUCAUAUUGUCUCCUGACUUCUGCUUUCAGACAGACUGUUAGGACAAACAGCCGCAGUUACACAGAAUCAACGUGUUGAAACCCCACAGAAACGUCUAUUUAACACUAGUUUUAGGGAAGACGACUGCAGGUCGCUCCCUCUGAGCCACGGAAACUGCUGAUCGGUUAAAGACAUAAUCACUGGACUUCACUUUUAUGUCUGUUUAACAACAGUCACAACAUUCAGGCAGGAUUCAUAUAGGCAGCAAUGACCCAGAUCAGCAGCAUCCUCUAACACUCGUAGCAUUAGAGCCGACCUGAAGCCUCUGCGGGGACGUAAAGAGGACGUGAUAAUGUGGUGAUAAGAUAACCAGGCAGUAAAAUUCCCCACGAAAUGAGCUACGUGACAUGAACUGUGAGCUGGGAGGAAAUGUUCAAAGCUUGUGCACACAGACGUCUCUAUUUCCUUCCCUUUAUCAUGAACGAACAAACACUUGACCCAUCUUUAAGUAGGUGAAUAACAGCUUUUAUCAUUUUAUCUCCUCAUAGCAGCAAAUAGAACUCCUAAUCAGAUUAUUUAAACCUUCUCAGAGCUUGUUUUCUCUUUAAUGCAACUUUUUGGCAGGAAAUGAGCUGCGACAUGCCAUUACCUCAGAAACACUUCCUCCUCUGAAUAAUUUUAAAGGCCUUUUGCUGCCCUGAAGGAAGCAUGUCGUCGUUUUACAUAAUCCUCGACUCGAGGUGGAGCGAUGUGGUUACUGAUGGUAUGACCUGUACGCUUCUCUUCUUUUAUUCUUCCCUUGUGUUGCUUUUUAUGUGUUUGUAUUAUGUUCUGAGAGAUCUCGUAUCUCUAAAGGACCUCGUUAGCUAAAUAACGGAUUAAUAAAACAAAAAUAAACAAUAUCAGGGCCUGUAUUCACAACGAAUCUUAACUUCCUGUUAAAGAGUUUCCUCUUUAGGCCUGCUGACAGCCACUUUUACUGAGGAACUGAGAAAACUCCAGAGAUAAAGUCACACAUUUUGAAGUAAUAUAUUGACUUGUUAAAGCAGAUUAUGUUUGACAUCAAAUGGCAUCUACAUGUUGAUCCUCUCAUGAUAUUGAUAACUUGUCAGCAGUUGGUUAUUAAAUGACUUCAACUGCUGAAUGAAAGAACAAGCGUGUUUUUGUUGUGAUUAAUGAUUCUGACAGACAGCAGUUAUAUUUUAAACUCAUCAGUGAUCCAAACUGCGUUCAUCCAGUGUCCAAAUAGUGGAUCAUCUUUUAGUUUUUAUAGACUGAUCUGAUCCGAGAAGAUGGAUCUCCUCACUGCCUUAAAGAUCACAGAGUUUAUUCAAGUGAUUUAGUGCAAAAGAGAUGAUUUAGAUAUUAUAACUAUAAGUCGGACUCAGUUUUUCUCUCUGCAGACUUUACGUUCAGUUCAGACUUGUAUUUGAAAGUGAUACAGAAACAUUUCAGUUUAACCUCAUGAGACCGACGUGUUUAUUCAAACAUGAGACUGAUUCCUCUGAACUUCCUCUUAAAUCUUCGUCUGUCUUAUCUUCAGGAGUUUCUCUUAACUCGGCCAGUUAAGAGCUUUCAGGAUGAACAUUUUCUUUAAUUCUCAAAUCUUACUGAACUGUUCUUUUUGCCUUUUUCAUUGAAUUACGACUGUAAAAGAUUAGCUAAUAACCUCCAGCUUUGGACGCUCCUUAUUAUUCCCUUGAAUGAGAAAAUGUUUUCUUGUUACUUUACAUCCAUGAACUCUGUAUAAUGAUGUCAUUUGUCUGUCUGGCGUUUUCUAAAAUGUCUGUUAGCUAUCAAGGUUCUUCCACACUUUAUUGUCUCGUCUCAGUUGUGAAUUAUUUUGGGUAAAAGCAUUUUUCAGAUGACUAGAUGUAAACUUCUGUAUUUGAUUAUAAAAUGUGCAGUAAAGAGCUCAAAUUUA